Messenger RNA from Ricinus communis (castor bean), 954 nucleotides. RefSeq names its product FCS-Like Zinc finger 5. The coding region runs from base 118 to 651 and encodes 177 amino acids. NCBI's taxonomy places the organism in Eukaryota, Viridiplantae, Streptophyta, Magnoliopsida, Malpighiales, Euphorbiaceae. The record is from RefSeq and is a predicted model, not a curated record. The transcript has 2 exons.
GCUUACCCUUCUCAUUCUCUCCAACUCUACAACUCUCAAACCACACUCUCUCUCUCUCUCUCUCUCUAUCUUUGCUGUACUUUCUUUCUUUAUAGAAAGAAAAAGAAAAAAGAAAAGAUGUUGCUGGGGAAGCGUCCACGGCCACCUAUCAGAAGAACAACAAGCAUGUCAGGCAUUAACGUUGAUCUUCCUAACAUCGAUGCUCUAGAGGCCUCUGAUUAUCAAAAUCAUCAUCCGAAUAACAAUAAUAAUCAUAGUAAUAGCAGUAACAAUCAUAACAGCCAGCAAUAUGGUUCAUACGAAUACGAUCAACGUUUUUUGGCUGCCACCAUGUUAUCACCAAGAAACGUCCCAACAAGAAGAAAUUCUGCUGAUUACUUGGAAACUGCUAAUUUCUUGAGGACUUGUGGCCUCUGUCAACGCCGUUUGGCUCCUGGGAAAGAUAUUUACAUGUACAGGGGGGAUACAGCCUUUUGUAGUCUAGAGUGCAGAGAAAAACAGAUGAAGCAUGAUGAGAGAAAAGAAAAGUGUAUUAAUGCUAUUAUGGGAUCAAAGAAGGAAGAUCGCCAUGCAUCACCAUCCACAACUAAUUCAGCUUCCAAAUCUUCUUCUUCUUCUUCUAGGAAAACUGAGACUGUGGCUGCUGCUUGACUUGGAAGACUGUAGACAGAUAUAAUAGGCAUGGAGGGAGGGAGAGAGAGAGAGAGAGAGAGUGUCCAUUGGCCCAUCAAGCUCCAUUAAUUCACUGAACCCAUCAACAAAAAUCAUUUUACAUGAUGAGUUAUAAUGAUGAAAGAUAUUAUGAUUAAUUAAUAAUUACUUUUAAUUGGGUUAAAUUAUGUAAGAAAAAAGAAAAGAAAAUGGCAGGGGGUGCUGUUAUGUAUGGAUGCUUCUUAAUGGAGAUGGUAUGCUAGGCUCUUUGAAUCUGAAAGUUUCUUGUUUUUAUUUUGCCUA